Molecule: messenger RNA, 1659 nt
Organism: Theileria annulata
Lineage: Eukaryota; Apicomplexa; Aconoidasida; Piroplasmida; Theileriidae
Exons: 2
Coding region: 1-1659 (552 amino acids)
Source: RefSeq, a predicted model, not a curated record
AUGGGUUUGAGUGGACUUUAUUACAGGUUGAAAAAAGUGAUGGCCAGGAACAAGCAAAACUCAAAGAAGAUGCUAACCAUGUUCAUUGUCGGUCUAACUAUUUUGCAACCAUAUCGUACAGCUUGCUCAGGAUCAAGAUUCGCAAUAAGACGUUUUGGUGUUCCUGUCAACCUCUCUUCAAUAUAUGUAUCGAAGUUUCACACCUCUAUGGAUACCUUUAACAUGAUCGCUAUUAUUUUUGUAAAUUUAUACAUGUGGGCUUUUGGUUCAACUCAUUAUGAGUUGAAUGUAAUCUUAUCGGUUUUUACCAAAUUUAUCGUUUUUCUUUUGAAUAUUUGUCACUUGUUAUCUUAUAUGAUAAAACGUCGUGGAGGUAUGUUGACCCUCUAUUAUUGGAUUUCAAUCCUGUGCUCUAUUGCAUACGGCGCUAACAGAGCUUUCUCCGCUUGCAUUGGAGUUGAAUUUCUGGCUUUUUUUGUUUGUGGGCUUCAAUUCGCAGGAAUUCAAAUGGUGUUGUUUCAGUCUAUUUUUUUGGCCAUUACUAAACCAAUUGCCAACUUCGACGUUGAUUAUUGGUUAAUUCCCACUGAAAUUCUACUCUCCACAACAAUUUCAGCCAUUUCACUUUUUCUAUGGACCACAUCAUUUGCUAAAACACAAAUGUGUAAAAUAUUUACCUUUUUCAAAUGGUACAAAACUGAUCCUGCACCAAAGAAUAUAAUCAGUGAAUCUUAUGAUACUAAGUUGGUCUCUACGAAGGGAAUCUUAGAACUUAAGACAGAAAAUUUAAAAACAUCAGAAAAUACAAGUUGUGAAUUGAGACAAAGUUCAGAUUUUAAUUCUAACUCAUUUGAAGAGACUGACCAGACUGAACCAAAUUUAAUUAAUGUGACAAUUAAUGAGUCUCCUAAUUUACUCAUGAAUUCAAAGGGAUUUAUAGAUAAUAAAAAAAUCUCUAAGAUUUCUACCAUAUUUAGAUCCAUAAUAAGGGCAAAAUCACCGAUUUUGAUGAGUGGAUUUGGAACAUCUCUUUGUUUUUCAUUUUAUCCUGCAGUAGCUCCUUACAAACUUACAACAUUAGAGAUAGCACAUAUAAUUGAUUUAAGCGUCCUAGUAUCUGCCGGCAUCUCUGCAACUAUUAUAUCGCUCCUCUGCUUACUCGGGUUUGGUCCUAAUAAAAAGUGGAAAGGCAAUGAUUAUUUCUGGAAUUACUUCCAUUUUCUCUUAAUACCAUACUUUUUAAUAAUCCUUUGCUUUCUCAUUUCAAUGCACUACCCAAAUUCUCGAUUUUCCAAGGCUGUUAGAAAUCCGGUAAUUUUGGCUUUGUUGACUGAUGGAUUUGCAGGAGUAGGUCUUCAGGAAGAUAAGAAAAAUGGUACAGUUUCCACUUUCAAUACAAUGUUUUCCUUUAUUCUACUGUUUGCAUCUAUUUUUUGGGGCUCAGGUUACAUUAAGAUCUACAACGUAUAUGAGCAGGACCGUAAAAAUUGGCCCACCAAAGAUAUGAGUGGAAUUCGCUGGUUCAAAUCCAUUUUUUUCUGGUUUUACAAAUCAUUUGAAGGCGGUUCAUCAAAUUUUAAACACAUGCUAACAACGGAUCUAAUGAGAGAUAUAAACUCUGUUAUCGAGCCACAAGCCAGUAAAUCUAUCUGGUCCUAA